AUGCAGUACCUGUCCAAAGCGUACAACUACUACUCGGGGAUUAAUCCCGCGACACUGUCUGGCGCUAUUGACAUUAUUGUCGUGCGCAGCGUUGACGAGGAUGGCGAGGAGACACUAGCAGGCUCACCAUUCCACGUCCGCUUCGGCAAGCUGCAGGUGCUGCGCGCAGGUGAGAAGCGCGUGACUCUGCGCAUGCCGAACAACCUCCCCGCGCCACAUGUCGCCCCCUUCAGCAUGAAAGUCAGCGAGACCGGCGAGGCGUUCUUCGUCCUCGAGACCGAGGAGGAGGUGCCCGCGGAACUCAUGACGUCGCCAGUGGUAGCGGCAGCAGACGCUGACGACGUGCCUCCACCAAAAGACGAGGACUUUGGCUUCCCAGAUCCAAACGCGGAGAAGUCGCGCACGCAGCAGCCAUUCGGGGCGACUGAGAAGCUUGUGUCUCACGAGGGGCACGCGGACAGCCUGUCAACCCUGCCUGAUGUCGAGCCGCUUGAUCUCAAUGCCGGUGCAGGAGCCGAUGGAACAGGUACAGCCACCCCACCCGAACCCGACUCGCUUGAUAUCUCGCACGCCUCUACAAGCCGUCGCCCCUCCACUGAAGGUGGCCGCCCGCGGCGGCCUUCCGAUGCCGGGCGCCUCGAUGCGCCACCUAACCCUCUCGAGGCGGAACCAGGAGAGGGCACGGAUCUGCCCAUUCGCAACUGGCAUCUCAAAUACGCAACCCACAAACCCGACGGCAGUCUAGAGCUCCCCAAGGUCCCCAAGGGCAUGCACGACGGGCCGGAAGUGAUGUACGGCAAGGACAUUGUCCUCGACGCGGCCGGCUACCAUGCCGCCGACAAGGAGAUCCAGAGCAAGGCGGUCCAGGAGCUCAGGAAGGUCGCGUCCAAGUCGCAGAUCACCGCGUCGGCCCUCCCGCCCUCAGCGUCGACACCGACGUCACCGUCUAUGUUCCCUAGACCUGACCCGCCCGCGGGCGCAUCGACCAUCCAAGAUGAGCACGUCGAGGAGCUUGUCAAUGACCUCAUGGCGUCUGCGACGCCCAAGACUCAGAGCGAGGAGCUGUCGGCGUCGAUUGCCGCGCUGUCCCUUGAGGACAAGUCGCGUCCCAGCAACGUCUCCCCGAAGAAGGGACCCGCGCUGGACCGGGCUCAGACCGAGCCUCCUGAGGAGCUCGCCCAGAGCAGCAUCAGCCGUCCGCUGUCGCCCACGGGGGGGAGACUCGAGAACCAGGCUGAGAUGGACCUCGCCUGGGACUGGAGCCAGCUUCCCAAGGACAAGGAAGGAAAGGAGGAUAAGGACAAGGAACACAAUGUGGCCAAGGUCGACGGGUCCCCCGUUGUCGAGCGCCCGCAGGUGCCUCAACGCGGCGACAGCCUGCCGGUCGCGCUCGACGGUGUUGCUCAGCCCAAGCCACUUGCGACUCUCAGGCCCCUCGACGACGACAACUAUACGUACAUGCUGCAGUGCGACAACCGCGUGCACAUGUUCGAGCUCUCACUGUGUGGCAACGACGAUUACGCGCCCGAGGGCAAAGCAACGCAAGAGGAGCGUGACCAGUUUGACGAGCACCGCGUGUCGUUUGCCAAGUUUGUCGAGGAGGCCGCGACUGUCGACGACAUCAAGCUCAUCGUCAAGUACAAGGGCCUGUACCUGUCGUGGAAGACGGGGUACCAUGUGCUCUUUGCGCUUGCGAUCUACCGUCGCUCGAUGACGCCGCCAAAGGCCCAGCCCGAGGUGCCACAACGCCAGUCGGGCUACUGGUCGAGAUGGUGGCGUAGAACCGAGUCGACUGGCAACGCCAUCGAGCGUGUGCAGUCGGCGUCGGGCGUAGAGGUACCGUCCAAGGAGAAGCUGGUCCUGCCUCCAACCUCGGCGACGUCGCCGCCCUCCGAGGUCCCUUCACCUUCAGCGACCCCUGUGCCACCCGCGCCAGCUUCUGCGCCUGGUACGCCUCCAGCGCCUGAGCCUCCUGUCGAGGAGAAGCACUAUGCCAAGACGCUUCGUCUCUCAUCAGACCAGCUCAAGGAGCUUCAGCUCAAGCCCGGCCCUAACACGAUCCAGUUCUCUGUGACGUCGAGCUACUCUGGUAACGCGGUCGUCACUGCUCGCAUUUUCCUGUGGGAGGAAACGGACCAGGUCAUCAUCUCGGAUAUUGACGGGACGAUCACCAAGUCGGACGCGCUGGGUCAUGUGUUCGCGGCCAUCGGACGCGACUGGACGCACGUCGGCAUCGCCAACCUGUACACCGACAUCACGAACAACGGGUACAAGAUGAUCUACCUGACUGCACGCGCCAUCGGGCAGGCCGACACGACGCGCGAGUACCUCAAGACGAUCGUGCAAGGGGACUACCGUAUGCCCGAGGGCCCAGUCAUCAUGUCUCCCGACCGGUUGAUGGCGAGUCUGCAUCGCGAGGUCAUUCUGCGGAAGCCAGAGCUAUUCAAGAUGGCGUGCUUGCGUGACAUCCAGCGCCUCUUCGGCAAGUACGCUAAGAGCGCGUUCUUCGCAGGCUUUGGUAACCGCAUCACGGACGCGAUGUCUUACCGGUCCGUGGGAAUCGGGACUGGCAAGAUCUAUACCAUCGACAGCACCGGUGUGAUCCUCACCGAGCUCCUCCAGACAUCUCACCGGGGUAGCUAUGUCGGUCUCAACGAUCUUGUCAACGAGGUCUUCCCGCCUGUCAAAACCAAGUUCCAGCCCCAGUACACCGACUUCAACUACUGGAAGGCGCCGAUUAUGGACAUCCCGCUGCCAGACUUUGCUCCUCCUUCUCCAGCCCUCUCGGCGCGCUCUGACACCUCUGGUGCGUCCCGCCUCAGUGUCCUGGGCCGCAUUGCAACACUCGGUAGACGCGGCUCGCGCUCGCCCCCGCCCGAAGGGCUCAGCCAGACCUCGCGGCCUACCUCGCCUCUGCUCGGGCCGAGCGUCACGGCUGAUGACCUCGAGGAUGACGAGGACGAGGACGAUCUCCAGAACUGGAGUGGUAGUACACCCGCAAUGACGGCCGCACGAAGGCGGCGCGACUCGGGUAGCUCGAUGCCGGGCUCGUUUGAGAACGGCAACGCGUUCCCACCCGAGUGGGACGAGGAGAGCCAGGGCUCACAUGGGUCCAAGGACCACGAGAACUGCGAGCGCGAGCACGAGAACUACGAGGACGACGAGAUGUUUGACGACGACAUUCUGGCAACGGGCGAGAUGGCCCAUGUGCCGUUCUAG
Cutaneotrichosporon cavernicola is the source of this 3219-nucleotide messenger RNA. RefSeq lists its product as uncharacterized. Lineage: Eukaryota; Fungi; Basidiomycota; Tremellomycetes; Trichosporonales; Trichosporonaceae. The transcript has 4 exons. The record is from RefSeq and is a predicted model, not a curated record. Gene Ontology annotation, cellular component: nucleus. Bases 1 to 3219 code for a protein of 1072 amino acids. Gene Ontology annotation, molecular function: phosphatidate phosphatase activity. Gene Ontology annotation, biological process: fatty acid catabolic process; triglyceride biosynthetic process.